UUUAUAUUUCCAUAAAGGUUAGCACAAUGAGCGGGGAUGCAGGAAAUGAAAGUGACGUAGUAGGUCGAGUAGAUAGAAUUCGGAGUUUAUUUGAGGAGAGGACCCUUGGAGAUAGUGUAACCAUAAGAACCACAGAGGGGGAAGAGGACAAAAUGGAUGUUGAAGCUAGUAUUUCACCAGAGUUUACAGUUACAAAGGUCGAUCUUAACAUCAAAGCAAAUGUGGUGGCUCACCAUACUAACGAAUUUGAUAUUACUGACCGUUUAGUUUAUGAUACUACUGAACAACUUGUUGUAAGGCGUGGACAGUCCUUUGAUAUGAAGAUACAGUUCAAACGGCCAUAUGAUCAAACUAAAGAUUUUGUUAAAGUUAUUUUUGAAUUCGGGCCUAGACCAUUGCCCUCGAAAGGAAGUCGAAUAGAAUUAUUACUCACUGACGUGGACCUUCCAAAGAAUGAAUGGAAAACUGCUAUCACCUCAUUGGAAGGCAACUGGCUUGGUCUAUCAGUAACACCUCCACCAACUUGUGCUGUUGCUAAAUGGUCCAUGAAAGUUGAUAUCAUUACUAAGGAGGAAAUUGAGAGAUACAUUCACAAAGAUCCUGUGUACAUACUUUUUAAUCCUUGGUGCAAAGAGGACCAAGUAUACAUGGAUAGUGAGCUUUUAAAAGAAUAUGUAUUGAAUGAAGAUGGUGAAAUAUAUGUUGGAUCAUACAGGAGUAUUAUGCCUAGAAAAUGGUUAUUUGGACAGUUCACAGGAAAGGUUCUCGAAUGUGCGAUGUACCUUUUAGACGAGAAAUCAAGAGUAAAGGAUAUUUACAGAGGGGAUCCAAUUAAAGUUUCAAGAGCAAUAUCUAGCUUUGUCAAUAGCAGUGAUAACUAUGGAGUACUAACGGGAAAAUGGGCGGACAAAGAAGAGGACUACAAACCUGGAAAGGUGCCUUGGUCUUGGACCGGAAGUGUCGCCAUCUUGCAAGAUUAUUUUGAACAAAAGCAGCCAGUAAAGUACGGACAGUGUUGGGUUUUCUCAGGGGUAGUUACAACAGUAUGUAGAGCUCUUGGGAUACCGGCAAGAAGUGUAACCAACUUUGCAUCGGCCCAUGAUACAGAUGGAAGUGUAUCCAUAGAUACCUAUUACGACAAGAAUUAUAAAGAAAUCAAGCAUCUAAGCGGGGAUUCUGUUUGGAACUUCCACGUUUGGAAUGAUGCCUGGAUGCGUAGGCCAGAUUUGAAAGGUGAUAAUUAUGACGGAUGGCAAGCUAUUGACGCCACUCCACAAGAAAGAAGUGAGAUGAGGUUUCAAAUGGGACCUAUGUCCGUGAAGGCAAUUAAACAAGGCGAUUUACAUUGCCAGUAUGAUGGUCCCUUUUCAUUUUCUGAGGUUAAUGCCGACCGAUUGACAUGGGUGCCGGACGAGAUGGGAAAUAUGCAAUUAUCAAACAUACAGACAGAAAGCAUCGGAAAGAAUAUCAGCACAAAGAAACCGAUCGGUCAAAAGCCGGAUAUUAGCAGAGGAUUUUGGGAUACUCCGUUUAGGGAAGACAUUACGAAUCAGUACAAAUUCGACGAAAACAGCAAAGAAGAGAGAGCAGCUGUUCGUAAGGCUAACAUGGAAUCAACCAGAAAAUAUUACUACGAAGAUGUGAAAAAAUGGAAAGUGAACUUCAGUAUUGAUAUAAAGGAUAACAUUAUGGUUGGAGAUCCAAUAGAUUUGAGUUUGAAAGUGAAGAACAAUGAAGAAGAGGCAAGAAUGAUAUCUGGCAGUGUAACAAUAUCAUGUACAGACUAUACGGGAGACGUUGAUAAUGAAGUUUUGUGGCGCCAACUGUCAGGACAAGACAGGUUUAUACAAGCAAACGAUGAAAUCGUGGUGCCUUUCAAUGUUCCAUUCAAAUACUACUACCGAAACUUGGCAGAGGGAUGCUUUAUUCGUGUGUCGUGUAUGUGUAAAGUUGAAGCAACAGGUCAAAUAUUCUCAGAUAUACAAACGAUGCCUCUGAGGAAGCCAGUACUUGCAGUCAAGGCUCCAGAAAAGGGAAAAGUCAAGGAGAAAUUUUCGAUUGAAGCCUCAUUUGAAAAUCCUCUUGAUAUAAAAAUGACCGAAUGUGAGAUAAAAGCAGAAGGACCUGGUCUUCAGACUGCUAAAACGUAUCCUCAAAGCGAUGUAGGGGCGAAGUCCAAGUUCACGUUCACGUGUGAUUUUACUCCUGAAAAGGCCGGAAAUAAAAUGAUUCUGCUGGUAUUCAACUCGAAAGAACUCAACUCAAUCGAAGGCUCUGCUAGUAUAGAAAUCAUGAAAGCGUCUACAGAAACCGAAAUGAUCGUUGAAUAACUUCAUCGCCAUAUAUUUGCUAUGAAUAACCUUAAUAUAUAAAUAGAUACUCGACUGAUACAUUUUGCAAUCGUCGUGUUGAGGGUAAGAAUAUAUCCUUGUAUAUGUUUUGCUAUUGAUAAGUCUUGCGAUAAAUUUGCAUUAUUUUAUUAUCAAGUUUUCAAAAACCUCGUGAAUGGCAAAAUGUGUAGCCGUUUCAGCAGUGUUAAAUCUUCGGUGCAAUAUUCCAAGACAACAAUCUGAAGUGUCCAAAUGUAUGAAAUCAAACUCCUGGAAGCAAAGUGACGAAGAAAUCAAUGUAGUAACCCAUAUUCUCAGAAAAGUAUUGGGGUUUUAUAUAUCAGUGUUAAUUAAACGAUAAAAAAUAUUGUAUGCGUGUAAGUGCUUGUUUAUGUGCGUGUGCCAAUGUAAGUGAGAUUACGUUCUAUAUAAAAUCUUUAAUUUUUUGAUUGUGUUAAUGACUAAUUGACUAGUGUAAAAGGUAUCAUGCAUAUUCCUAGAAACCAGAUAGCUCACUUGAACCUGGAAUUUCUGCAGGUGCUUGGUCCAUGCAAUUUGUCGAAAACUGGGAAAUCUUGAAUAAAAAACAUUAUUUGACGCUAAGAUUUACAAAUAACUGUAUAAAAGCUUUACUCUAGAAUAAAUGUGAUAACUGUGGAAUGUACUUUUAUUUGAUUUUAUUGAUCUUUUCCGAAUUAUGAAUUACUUUACACAUCAGUUGUUUUAUAUAAGUGUGUUUUGGACCUUAAUAAAGAAAUGUUUAAUUUUUGCUGACAAUCAUGUCUUGAGUUGACAAUCAAUAGUAAAUACAGAAGGUCACAGACGUUCCAUUUAUUAUGUGGUUCUACUAAGGCGUAAGUUUGCGCCUGAAAUAAUGCAUGUGUGGUAUAUGAUGUCUUCAUACACGAUUUAAAGCUGAAAAAUUGCCAUUUGACUCAUUUAAUGCUGAUGUGCCUCAACACAGAAAUGAAUGAUUGAAUUUUAUCUGAUGUAUAUGUCUAGUUUGUAUUCCGCCAUAUUCCUUAUUGACCUUGCUUUAAAGAUAUACUAUGCUCAUCUUUGAGUAAAAUAUUAUUAUCACAGACAUUUAUUGAAAUCCAUGAAAUGAUUGGUUUUAAUUCGAGUACAAAAGUGUUAAAAUUUUGUAUUGAAAGCUGAAUUCCCUAUUAAAAGUCAAGAUGGUCUUUUCAUAAUGUUUUUUAAUGACACUAUAUUUUCAUAUUGUGACCACUUAUUGUGUUUAGAGUUCAAUACAUAACAUUUCAACUUUCAAUGAAGCAGAAUCAUGUUUAUUUUAUAUUUACAAAGAGGCUGUGUAGUAGUUAUCAAUAUUUUCAAACAUCAAAUUUGAGCAUAAGUAUAUCUUUAAGCAAUAUGUUGUAGGUUGUACUGAAAAUGUUUCAUUUAUAUAGACAUAGCUUCAAGCAAUUAUGUUUUACUUUAACUAUGUUAAAACAUAUUCAAUAAUAAAACUUUAUUUUUACACUCC
This is a messenger RNA of Ruditapes philippinarum (Manila clam), 3819 nucleotides long. Its product is annotated as annulin-like. The coding region runs from base 27 to 2330 and encodes 767 amino acids. Gene Ontology annotation, molecular function: protein-glutamine gamma-glutamyltransferase activity. Gene Ontology annotation, biological process: peptide cross-linking. The transcript has 15 exons. NCBI's taxonomy places the organism in Eukaryota, Metazoa, Mollusca, Bivalvia, Venerida, Veneridae. The record is from RefSeq and is a predicted model, not a curated record.